GCACAACAGAACACCUUCGGCUGUAGCCCCUCACUCAGGAGAGCUUCAGGCUCCAAGAAAGAAGACGACAUGGGCAAGGAUGGCGAUCUCUGGGAUGAUUCUGCUCUUAUCAUCGCGUUCGAUAACGCCAUGUCCAAGUACAAGAUGAUGCAUAGCAAGAGAAACACUGAAGCGAAUGUCUCUGGUGUUGCUGAUCAAACUGGCGAUGAAGCUUUGAGGGAUGCAGGGAAUAACAGUAAAGAUGCAACAAAUGGUGAAACCCCAAUGCAUGAGGUUAAGAAUCCUAUACUAGUUAAAGAAGACUAUCAUGUAGCUUCGCAGACACCUGAACCUAAUGUUAGUGUUGAUUCACCAAACAGUAUAUCUGUGCAAGAUGCCCCAUAUGAGAAUAAGGAUUAUUCAUAUUCACAAGGUGCAGAUGACUAUAAUAAGUUGCUGACCCAGUAUUAUGAGCUUGAAGAGAAGCAGCAACAGAUUAUGCAGCAGCUUCAACAAUUUGGUAGUUGGAAUUACCAGCCGGCUGUUGAAGGGUCUUGUUCAGCUGCACAAUGGGGAAACUCCUGUGGUGCCCAAGAGUAUCCAACUCAUGCAAAUCAAGCUUCAAAUAUAAUUACUGCUUGUCCGUGUUGCCCAUAUGCAUAUCAGACUUUGGUGGCUCCAUGCUCAUCAUAUUCUGCUUGUUCAUUGGGUGGGACGUGUGCCGAAGCUGCUACUCUUCACACUAGGGAAGCAAUUACUCAUGGGAACUCACUCUCUGUUGCAGACACAGACAUUGUUAGAACAGCAAUGGGAGCUGUGGAAAGAGCAGUAUCCUCCUUGAAGAAAGAAACUUUAGAAAACUCCAAUACAAAUGAAGCAAACAAGGAAGAGAAAGAUAAUGAAGGGAAAGUGGCUCAAAGUGUCAGCUCUCAAACUGAUCUUGCAGUCGUUUUAAAUGCAUGGUAUUCUGCAGGCUUCUACACGGGCAAGUAUCUUGUGGAGCAAUCGGUCGCAAAGAAACAUCCUCACUAGGCAGACAUCUGCAACAUGAAGCAGAGGCAAAAUAGUUCUUUUACAUGUUCUACCUGAUGGUAUGACUCAUAUUGGAUCCCUCAUCGUCAAGAGGAGAAAAACAUCAGCGAAUUUUGUGUCCCAACUUUUGUUCACCAGCUUGUUCUUCUCUUCAAAAUCUGACCAGCAUGAAUGGUGAUAUUCAUAUUGGAUGAACUAGAGUUAGAGGUGUACUUAAAUAUUUUUCAGUAACUGAUUAUCCAUACGAUGCCAUUGCAAAGGUUUGGUUUUGGUUAUACUUUUUCUUCCUCUAUGUUCUUGGACAAAAAAAAAAAGGUGGCAUUUAAAAGAAUUUGGAGGGAUUGAAUGAGAAAACGCUGUUGACUCUGGAUUUAUAGUUGAUGCUGAUUUUUAGCCAAAAUUCCACUGCUACAAGUUUGUAAUCCUUGAACAAGUUUUUAGAAAAGUCAGAAAUUUGUGCUUGAGUUAGGCUUCACUGAAGGAGCGCAGAGGGUUUUCAUACGU
This is a messenger RNA of Rubroshorea leprosula, 1515 nucleotides long. Lineage: Eukaryota; Viridiplantae; Streptophyta; Magnoliopsida; Malvales; Dipterocarpaceae. The record is from the annotation of a GenBank genome assembly.